AUGGUUGCUUUGUUUCGUUUCGUCGCUGUUCUCCUUCCUCUCGCCGCCACCUUCUUCUCUGUCUCCGCACAGGAUUUUCCUCCUUGUGUCGAGUCCUGUGCCAACAGCACUAGUGUCCUUGCAGGCACAAAUUGCACUUCAUCGGAUGACCUCCCUUGCCUUUGCAACAGUGAGAAAUUUUAUCUCGCUGCCGCUGCCUGCGUCUUCAAGAAUUGUAAUGCUACGGAAAUUGAGGAGGCCAUUGCUGGCGUGAAACAACUUUGUUUACCCUACUCCACCGUUUCCUUGACCCUCCCUGCCAGUCUCACCUCCACACUCUCUUUCCCGACGCUUACUCCUGGGAACGGUACUACCAAGGGCGCCACUUCUACCCACAAUGUCAACGUGACUUCCACCAGUGGUCCCACCGGCUCGGGCCCCAGCUCCAGCCCCACUACUUCUACGCGCCGGUCUGGAGCCGCUGCACCUGGUGUGAAGGUCCUCUUUGGAAACGACCCUGUUCUCGCGUUCGUUCUUGGAGCAGCCAUGUUUGGAGCUUACGUAAUUGGAAUGUAG
Molecule: messenger RNA, 555 nt
Organism: Cantharellus anzutake
Lineage: Eukaryota; Fungi; Basidiomycota; Agaricomycetes; Cantharellales; Hydnaceae
Exons: 5
Coding region: 1-555 (184 amino acids)
Source: RefSeq, a predicted model, not a curated record